AUGUCAGAAGAAGACAAACUGGGAUAUUUGCUGACAAGCAUAGCCGAGGAUGUCUAUGGAAAAGGGCACCUGAGCUCGGUGUCUGGCGUCAUUAGGCAAUGCCGAACUUUCGAACAGUUCAAAUUGCGCAGGAUUGUUCCAAAGCUUAGCUGGCACACAAAUGUUACAACGGUUGCCAGCAUCGACAGCUUUUGCCCAGACAUGUUUUUGACAAUCCGACAGACUGCAAAAUGCAGGCUGCUGGCCACCGCACUCGUAGCACUGUUCCUGGCUAACCAAGGUGUGGCUGAAGGUACAAAACCGAAAGAGCUUGCCGACAAAGCCGGAGCCAACGAAUCGACUGAUGGUGACCUUGUGGGCGAAAGCACGAGAUACAAGCACAGUCGCGUCAAUAAGCAAUCUUCGCUUGAAGUGGACACUCCUUUGGAGCCCAUCGGUUACCAACACCAAGAAACUUACGAACGUCCUGAGUACCCCAAAAGUUAUGCGAAGCUUGGAGGCGCAACGUAUGGCAAGAUCAGCUACAGCCGUGAUGAUUCCUACCGGCAGGAGCGGGGUUACGAAAGCCCGUCGCUGCACGAGAGAGUCAGCUACGGCAAAGUGAAGUACAGUCACGGAAGCGACGAUGCUGCAGGCUACAAAGAGAGUGACGACUCUAGACCAGGAACCGCAUCUUAUGACGGUAACAUGUACAAUAAUGAUGGCUACUUGACACCCAUUUACAAUCGAGAAGACUAUGUUCGAGGGAGUCAACACAGGGGAACUUAUCGCCACAAGAGCCGUCCACGUGGAAUGACCUACAUACCGGUCGAAUACACCCGCGAAGUGUACCCGUACGAGCAAGGAGACCAGCAGGCUGGAGGCCAGGUCGACUACUCCUCGCGGCUCCACAACAACAAAAUAGGCAGCAGCAGCUCGGUGUUCGACGGGGGAAGCUACAAUUAUGCUGACACCGAUCGUUACCAGGCCGUGGGCGGUGACUACGAUUUCGGGACGAACAAGCCGCUUUUGCAGCCGGGCUCUUCUAUCCAAGGUGGCCUAAGCAUCUUUGGCGGUUAUGGACAGGGAAAUGGAAACUUGCGGUACCGAGACUUUGUCCCGUAUUACGGCUCGGACGGAUACUACAGCCGCCACGACAAUGGUGCUUACGGGCUCCAGAGUUAUGGUUCCGACAAUCGUGAUGCUCAGGCUAAGCCGUACGAAGAGUAUAGCAACGCUCUCAACGAAGGCGGUUUCAACGAGGCGUACGCUGGGCAGACCCGAAGGUACGGCGCAAAGUUCUCGUCGGGAAAGAAGACGCACAAGCAGAGUGGCCGCAACCGUGGUGGGCUAGGCGCCUACAUAGUAGGCGUCGAGUACAUCGGCCGCACACCGGUUCUCGUGCAGUCACAACCACCACGCAACCCACCUGCCAAGGAAGAGCCUUAUUGGAAGUGACGACCCCGACUGCUGCAAACGCAUCUAUCGCUCCCCCAAAUGUGUAUCACUCAUAAAGUUGUCGCCCUUAGUGUAGCUCCCUUUAGACCCAAUGUCUGAGCUUCAAAAAUUCACCAAACAUGGUGAUAUUCUACGAACAAUGGGUUCUCACAAAUACAUUCCUGUGAAAAAUCCACUGUUAUGAAGAUGCGUUAACGGCGAAGCAAAAUCUUUAAAAUUUAUUUUUAAAGCUACAGUUAAAAAGGAAGUAUUUUAUUGUUCACACUGAAAUUAUAUUUGCCAAAUACGAGUAUACUCCUUCCACCCACCAUCGUCCUGAAAUUGUUCUAACACUAGAAGUGUGCUCAAGAACGUAUUGCAGCGAAUUUUGAUGCACAACAUAA
Messenger RNA from Rhipicephalus microplus (southern cattle tick), 1820 nucleotides. RefSeq lists its product as uncharacterized. The record is from RefSeq and is a predicted model, not a curated record. Lineage: Eukaryota; Metazoa; Arthropoda; Arachnida; Ixodida; Ixodidae.